Molecule: messenger RNA, 1404 nt
Organism: Rotaria sp. Silwood2
Lineage: Eukaryota; Metazoa; Rotifera; Eurotatoria; Philodinida; Philodinidae
Source: the annotation of a GenBank genome assembly
AUGAUAAAUUUAUUUUAUCCAACAACAAAAUGGCAACAAAUUAAUCUUUGGUUAAAAUCUCUUUCACAUAUAAUUGACCAUUCUGUUAAUGAUUAUGCCUUUUUAAUGCGAGUACAGGAAAAAAUCAUUGAUGAAAACCAAAUUAUUUCAUCAACAAUAGAUCAAACAGAAUUAAUGAUAAUCGAUAUUAUUGAUCGAAAUAUUAUAACAAAAGUUAUUUUUACAUUUGAAACAAAUAGUCAUUAUGUUUAUGCAUUAAAAUCCAUGAAAAUUUCUUCAUUAUUAAAUAAUGAAAAUAUUUUCGAACGAUUAAAUUUAAUUGAUAUAUCUUCUGAUGAUUGUUGUUUUAUAUUGAAGGAAACAAAUGAAAAAAUUUUAACAAAAGAUGAUCUUGAGAAAACUAUUGAUACUUAUUCAACUAUUGAAAAUCAAUCAAUUCAUUUUCAAAUAUCGAUGUCAAUACAAAUAAUAAAAUAUGAUGAUAAAGAACAAAUAAAAAUACCUUGGUUAAAUAAAAAUAUAACUAUUGAACAAUUACUACAUUUAACAGGAAAGCCAAUCGAUAUUUACAAAUAUUUAGCUGUGAAGGAUACUAAUAGAAUUAUUAAUUCUAAUGAAAACCUUUCGAAUUUAAAUAAAAUGACAUUUAUUCUUGUUAAAGAAAAUGAAACUUGUCUUGUAUCAAUUAAGACAUCGAAUAAUUUACAGCAAAUUUAUAAUAAUAAAGAAGAAAAUGAGAAAUAUCAACGAUUUAAUGUUUUUGCUACUAUAGCUGAUAUUAAGAAAGAAAAUCAUAUUGAUAGUUUACAUCAAUAUCUUCUAUAUUCAAAUGAUUUUGUUCUAUCAACAGAUAUUCAAUUAAUAUAUCUUCAAUUGGAAUCACCAAUUCAAUUUACUUUGAUCGAUCAAAAUUUACCAAUUUCCGUUACUAUACAAAAUGAUGAAAAAAAUAAAUCAAUUCAAUUUACUUGUUCACUUUCGAUAACAGUAAAACAUCUCUGUACGCUUGCAUGUCAAAUAUUUGGUAUAAAUUAUGAGUUUUAUUAUUUAUCUAUGAAUGACAUUACAUUAAAUGAUGAUGAAAUUUCUUUAAAAGAUAUUGAUGAAAAUAUGACUGAAAUUCAAUUUCAAAUGAUUUCAACAGCAUCUAUACAUUGCUCAAUCAUGUAUUCCAAUCAGAACAUUACAUUUCCAUGCAGUCAAGAUACACCAAUAGUAACUAUAGUUAAAGAAACUUUUCAAAAAUUACACAUAUCAGAAGAUAAUAUAAAUAUGUACGAGUUAAUAGCAUUGAAUGACGAUCGAACUCGAAUCAGUUUCGAUUUAUCAAUACAUGAUAUUCGUGAAUUGUUUCCUAUUGAUUCGACGACAGUAUCAUUUGAAUUAAAGAAUAUAGAUGAAUGA